GACUUCCGGACUCUCUGCCUGUGUCGACAGGAGGAAGAAGAGGCAGAGGAGGAGGACUUGCAAGCUGCCGUUGAGCGUCCUGAAGCGGGCUCGAGGCCAUGACGAAGCCGCCCCUCCGUUAACUGGCAGCUUGGGUGCGCGGCGGCGAAGGGACGCCAUGCGGCCCCCCCUCCGCCACUGGAAAGGCGUCAACGUUUCCCGCCAGCACGGCUGAUCGGGGUCCAGCAUGAGAACGCUGAAUGAAAACAAGGAGGGGGGCGCGGGGGAGGAGAACAAUGUGAAAGCAGGGCAGCUGUGGCGGGACGCCGCCCUCCGCUCCAGGAAGCUCCGUAGCGACCUGCGCAAGCUGACCCUGUGCUCCAAAGACCAGGACCUGUCCCAGAUCGAGGCCCUCAACCUGGGCAACAACUUCCUCCAUGAGCUGCCUGAAGGUCUGGCGUCCGGCCUCAGCAACCUGCGCGUGCUGGUUCUCCGCAGGAACCACUUCGCCACCAUCCCGCAGGCGGUGUUCGAGCUCCGGCAACUGGUGGAACUGGACCUGAGCUACAACCGGCUGAGAGGCGUGGCGGAGGGCGUGGCCCAUUUGAGCGUGCUCAAGAAGCUGUGCGUUAGUCACAACAACAUCCAGCAGCUGCCCGAGCACAUCUCAGCUCUGAAGCUUCUGGAGGAGCUGGACAUCAGCUUUAACCACCUUCACAGCAUACCCGCCUCCUUCGGCCGCCUGGCCAGGCUGCGCACGCUGGACGUGGACCACAACAAGCUGAGACGCUUCCCCCCUGAGAUCCUGGCGCUUGGCGACUUGGAGGAACUGGAUUGCUCGUGCAACAUGUUUGAGGUUUUGCCAGAAGACGUGGCCAAGCUGAAAAGUGUCAAAAUCUUGUGGCUGAGCAGUCUCCACCUCCGAUCUUUACCUGACACCUUCUGCCACCUGCAGCACCUGGAGAGCCUGAUGCUGGACGGGAACCACCUGACAGUGCUGUCCCCCACCUUUGGCAACCUGCAAAGACUCAGGAUGGUCAACUUGUCCUCCAACGAGCUGGCAGGCUUCCCCAUGGUUCUUCUGAGCAUUUUGGGAUUGGAGGAGCUUUAUCUGAGCAGGAAUAAACUCACACAUGUGCCGCAGGAAAUCGGGCAGUUGCAGAAUCUGGCCAAUCUGUGGCUGGACAACAACGCCAUCACAUAUCUGCCAAACUCACUGGUGGACCUGGUGAAGCUGGAGGAGCUGGUUCUCCAAGGGAACCAGAUCGCCAUCCUUCCUGAUCAUUUUGGAAAGCUGUCCAAGGUGAACAUUUGGAAGGUGAAGGACAACCCUCUCAUCCAGCCCCCGUAUGAGGUGUGCAUGAAAGGGAUCCCGCACAUCGCCACGUAUCAGGAGGAGUUGGCGCACUCACAGCUCGCCGCGAAGCCCAGACUCAAACUGGUUCUGAUGGGCCUGAAGGGGGCCGGGAAGACGCAGCUGCAGCAGAGCGUUCUGAGCGGCCGACAUGACAGCCAAGGAGUCAAGGGAGGCGAUGGAAUCCAAGUCGCCAGCUGGGUAGCGGAUGGCGGCCUCACGUUCCUCGUGUACGACCUGUCGGGCAAGCAGAACCUAGACCUCAUUAAAGCCUUUUUCCUUUCCCCCGGCGCUCUCUACAUCCUGGUGGUCAACCUCAAAGCGUAUUCGCCUUGUCGCUUCUACGCCCACGUUGGCUACUUCCUUCACCUCCUGGGUGCCAAGGCGCCCCGUGCUGUCGUCUUAUUGGUGGGCACGCACGCCGACCUGUGUGGGGAGGCGGAACUGGAGGAGAAGAGGCUAGACAUCCACCGGCAGGUCGGCUUGCAGCGAAUGAGGGACACCCAGGUUCUGGUCAGUCUGGCGCUGAACGUGGACCAGGCCCUUCAGCAGGGCUUCGCUGCGCGCACCUCGAACCCCCACAACCCCUUCUAUGCCGUCUCUGACAGUAAUCUGUGGCAGAAGAGGGCACGGCUCCAGUUCCUGCUGAACCACCGCCUCCAGAUCCUGUCUCCGGUGCUGAGCGUCAGCACGCAGACGCAGACCAACAUCCAGCGCUUGAGGGAGAAACUGACGUUUGUUGUCAAGCACAAGGACAUCUUCCCCAACCUCCACCGAGUGUUGCCCAGGUCCUGGCAGAUGCUGGAGGAGCUGUACCCCAAGUCAGAAGACUUGUGGCUCUCAUGGUUGGAUGCGGCCCACCUCGGCCACCAGGCGGGGCUUACGGAGGAGAACCUGCAGAGCGCCUUGUCCUACCUGCAUGAGAGCGGCCAGCUGCUCUACUUUGAGGACAACCCCGCCCUGAAGGAUUACGUCUUUCACAACAUUUCGCGCUUCAUCGCCGUCCUCAACGUCUUCUUCCAAAGGGACGAACUCGCCCUGCUGGACUGCCAGGUCUCUGACGCCGAGGCGGGGAAGGAGGAGGAAGAGAACCUCAGGGUGGUGCGGCUGCAGCGUCACUUGGAGAGUUUCCUUCGAUGCGGCCUUUUGCCCUCCACCGCCAUCCACCUGCUGCUCGGCCCUCUCGUCCAGACCCAGCAGGAACAGAAACUCUUCAUGGAGCUUCUGGAGAAGCUGGGCGUCUGCUACUGUGUCAACAAGCCCCGCGGCAAGCCCCCACAUGGCGCUGCGGUGCUGUGGUACAAGUUCCCCAUCUACGCUGGCAGCGAGGAGACAGAACCAGACCCGAGUUCCCUUCCUCCAUGCCCGCUAAUGUCGGCGGAGCAGCUGCAGAUCCAGUACAGCUUCCCCUUCCUGUUCCCACCCGGACUCUUUGCUCGCUUUAGCGUGCGCAUCAACAGCCACGUGGCUCAGAGGUCCGACGGCCCGAACCGCAUCCUGGCAUACCGAGGCAAAGUCCCGGUGGUGAUCAGCCACCGUCCGUCUGCGGGGAGGCUGCAGGCCGACACCUUGUCCAUCGCCAGCCACGCGUCGCUGCCAAACAUCUGGACGGCGUGGCAGGCCGUCACGCCGCUGCUGCACGAGCUCAACGCGCUGCUGCGGGAAUGGCCCGGCCUGCACUACGCCGUCCACAUCCUGUGCUCCAAGUGCCUCCGCAGGGGGUCCAGCAGCCCGCACACCUUCCCAGGUGAGCUGCUGGGUCAGCAGCGGCCUGACGGACUGACUGAACUCGUCUGUCCAAAGAACGGUUCCGAGAGGGUCAACGUGGCUCUGGUCUACCCGCCGACACCCACCGUGCUCAGUCCCCCCCCCAGGUGAAGAACCACGCCCAUGUCCGGGUUGUCGCGCUUCAACGUCCCACACGUUGCUUCUAGACUCUUCUGUGGACCUUGACACGCCCCAUCAGGAUGAACGGGCCGGGCCGGCGUUUGUUCUGACGUGUCCCAGCAUGCAAAGUUGAAUUUAUUCUUCAGCUUCCGUCAUCACCUCGCUGCCCAAAAAGCUGUGACCCCAGGCCACCGAGGUCGUGACUUCUCAUGGAAAUAAAAGCUUUAUUUUUCUACCCUGGAGGUGCUGGGAGCGCACGAGGAGCGUGCAUGUGAAACACCCCACUCAGCGUUUGUGCUUCUUGACACCCUCCACCGUGCUGGCCACCUGGCGUCUCAUAGAACGCGCAGGACGGGCAGCAUAGACCAGGGGGGUACGGAUGGACCGUACCCGUACCGGCCAACCACCGAUGCCGUGGAGUCAGUCGCUCCUGGACAAGACGCCGAGGUGCGGCCCACGCCACAUCGUCAGCACUUCCACAGGACACCCCCACUGGAAACAUCAGCAGUCAUCUGGCAAGAAUCAAGUCCAAACGUUCAUGGAAGAAAGUUGGAAUCAAACGGGAAAAAGGAACGGUUUUCCAAGAAUAACAUGACAGCAGCAGUGGCACCAUCACGAGCAGAACCACCUUCGAGUGUUUAAACCACCUCACCACCGCUUGUUGGGACAACAAUGCUGCCUAAAGGGUACAGUGUUUUGAGGAUAAAGUCUUCAUACAAUGGGAAUAAAGUGAUCAUAUUAUGGGAAUAAAGUCAUCAUUAUGAGAUGAAAGUUGAAAUAGUUGGGAAAUAAAAAACAUCAGAAAUGAAAAGAAACAGCUGGAGCUUUCCAAAAAUAAAGUUGAACUGUUGAAGAAAAAGUGUCAGGAAUAAAGCAGUAAGAAUAACAUGAUUUUAGCAGCAUGGCUAUGCUAUGCUACAGUACGCUACACCACAGUACACUAAAGUACAGUACACUACACUACGCUACAGUACACUACACUACAGUACGGUACAGUACACUACGGUACGGUACGGUUUGUCAUGCAUGGCAGCUGGCAUCAAGGAGCGUCUGCACUCGUCAACAUGUCCAAAAAAGGAGUCAUUCGUGGAAAAUUAAGUUGAAACAAGGAAAUAAAGUCAUAAUAUUACGAGAUGAACAUUUACAAAGAAUAUUUCAGAAAAAGCAAAGAGAGGGUGAUAUCAGUAAUAGUCUUUUACACUUAGAGGCCAAAGCUGGGAUGAAGUGUAUAUAAGUUGUUAGCGUAUCUACACGUGUUGCUUCCAAAAUGCCCUCGGAAAUGGAAUGAAGCUGAGCUGGGCCUCGGAACAGGUAGCAAGUGGAACUUCCGUCCUCCUGGCCACCAGGGUGCGCUGACACUUCAAGAGGCGGACAAGACGCGAGCUGUGACUCCACCUCUUCCUUUUCCUUCCGCGGCCUCACAGGUAGGAGCAGUUUGCUGCUAGCCGACUACACAAUCUGCUGUAAAUCUUCGCUAUAUCUUUGCCAUCC
Molecule: messenger RNA, 4711 nt
Organism: Dunckerocampus dactyliophorus (ringed pipefish)
Lineage: Eukaryota; Metazoa; Chordata; Actinopteri; Syngnathiformes; Syngnathidae
Gene: mfhas1
Product: multifunctional ROCO family signaling regulator 1
Exons: 2
Coding region: 227-3211 (994 amino acids)
Molecular function (GO): protein binding
Source: RefSeq, a predicted model, not a curated record